AAUGUGUGAAGAUAGUUUUAGUGAGUUAAAGUAACAAUUAAAGGUUAUUUUAUUAACGUUAUACUGUUGAAAUUGAGAUUAACGAGAGGUGAUGGAGUGGGAACAGCUUGAUCUGAAUCCAAGGAUUAUUGCUGCUGUUAAAAAAGCCAAUUUUAGGUCAGCCAGGGAGAUCCUCUGUGUCUCUGGUCCAGAUUUGCAGAGGCUGACGCGCUUGUCAAAGACUGAUGUUCAGCGCCUGCAUUGCGCUGUAGCGGCUGCAGUCCGCAAGUCCAAGCCGGUCACAGCUUUACAGCUGAUCCGUGGAGAAUGUCCUGUUUUGGAGGCCGGAAACAGGCUCUCUUUUUCCUGCCGCAUUCUGGACGGUCUGAUGCGUGGUGGUCUCCCGUUACGAGGAAUAACCGAGCUGGCAGGCGAGAGUGGUGCUGGAAAAACUCAGUUCUGUUUGCAGCUUUGCUUGUCUGUCCAGUACCCGCAGGAAAACGGAGGGCUGAAUUCAGGAGCUGUUUAUAUUUGCACUGAGGAUUCUUUCCCUAUCAAACGACUAAGGCAACUCAUUGCCCUGCAGCCCCGGCUCAGACCAGAUCUGCCACCAGCUCUGAUCCACAGUCAGCGUUUUAGCGACAACAUCUACAUCGAGCAUGCAGUUGACCUGGAGGCUCUGCAGGCGUGCGUGUCUCAGCGUGUGCCCGUGCUGCUGAAGCGAGGGCUGGUCAGACUGCUGGUGGUGGACUCUGUGGCGGCUCUGUUUCGCAGUGAGUUCCAGGCUGAUGAGGCUGUACAGAGGUCACGCCACCUGCUGGCCUUUUCCAACACACUUCACCGCCUGAGUCAUGAAUAUGGUGCACCUGUAGUCUGCGUCAACCAGGUUACAGAUGUUGUGGACGGACCAAAUCCAGGACGGUGCGACUAUGGGCUGGUGGGCAGUAAGGUGCUUCCUGCAUUGGGCAUCGCUUGGGCCAACCAGGUAAUGGUGAGACUCAUGCUCAGGAGACUGGUGGGGCAAGUACAAUCAGACAGCCGAAGCAGUGCUCCUCGAAAAUUAGAAGUGGUUUUCGCCCCACACCUCCCUCGAGCGAGCUGCCUGUGUGGGGUUUGGGAAGAAGGAGUGAGAGGGAUCCCUGAUGACCACUCAGACCUGCAGCCGCAGGGCUCUUCAUGAUGAAUUAUCGGCAGAAGGAGCAGAUGGAGAGGACUACAUUCACCACAACAUGGCAGUUAACAGCUGCUAAUGGACAUAAAUGUUAUGAAGAACAUUUUAAUGUUUUUGUGAUUUUGUGAAGAAUGGCUAA
Molecule: messenger RNA, 1289 nt
Organism: Sinocyclocheilus anshuiensis
Lineage: Eukaryota; Metazoa; Chordata; Actinopteri; Cypriniformes; Cyprinidae
Product: DNA repair protein XRCC3
Exons: 7
Coding region: 92-1159 (355 amino acids)
Biological process (GO): t-circle formation; telomere maintenance via recombination; double-strand break repair via synthesis-dependent strand annealing
Cellular component (GO): replication fork; Rad51C-XRCC3 complex
Molecular function (GO): ATP-dependent DNA damage sensor activity; four-way junction DNA binding; ATP binding
Source: RefSeq, a predicted model, not a curated record